UGGAGUUAGCUUCUUUCUUUCCUGUCGCCAAGGCAACGAAACCAGGCAGCAAGGACAUGUAGGUCAGCGGCUUCUUCAGCAAAUCCAAUAUGGCGGCCUCGCAGCUUCGUGCGGCUGGGUUAAUCAUCUUCCGUAGAAAAUGUUUUAGAGGGCCUUUUGAAUAUCUUCUGCUACAAACAUCUUACGGAAAGCAUCACUGGACACCGCCAAAGGGUCAUGUCGACCCAGGAGAGUCAGACAUGGAGACAGCCCUGCGAGAAACCGAGGAAGAAUCAGGACUGGAACGAGACAGUUUGGACGUUAUGGAAAAUAUACGGAGAACUUUGAAUUAUGAAGUGCGAGGAAAACCAAAGACUGUUAUUUACUGGCUUGCAGAACUGAAGGAUUAUGACGUUCCAAUAAGGCUUUCCAGGGAACACCGGGAUUUCAAGUGGUUGACUGUUGAAAGCGCUUGUGAACUGUUGCAUGAUACUACAGGAGUAGCUUUGCGAGAAGUGGACCAUGAAAUAAAGAACGUGAGAGACUUUUAUGUCGAUACAUACUGAGAGAUACUGCUCAGAGCACGUGCCAUAAUAUAUAAGAUUGCAUUGAUUAUCCUGAACAUUUUUUAUGUAACUAGUUAGUUUAUUAACGUUAUUUUGUUCUGUUUUUUUGUUUUUUUACUUUUAAACGGUAUCAAAUGAACACGAAAUGAUCUUAAGCUUUGCAGUGUCAACAAUGUAAUUGCAUUUUCAGACUGAGAGUCGAGUGCUGUUUUUUCAGACUUUAAAGGCGGUUGCAUAAAUUUUAACACACCGCAAAGAAUUGAGAUCCAUUAAUUGGUGUUUCAGUCGCUUUUCAUGCAUCAUUCACAUUAAAUUUUGAGCAUUUACUACUGGCCACCUCUUUGCGGUGUCCAAGAUUUUUCAUCUCAACCAUGAAGAUUCAUAAGCUUUACUGUUAUGGAAGUCUCCUUACUAUGGGCUCUAUAAAGUUUACUCAAGGUGUAGAAGACUCAGUUGAUGUUAACCAGUAGAAAACAAAAGGAUGAAGGAAUAAGGAAAACAAUAGGUUUGUGAGGUGGUGUUCUACUGUGACGUGACCUCUCUUCGACAUCAAGAAGAAGCCUUACUAUGGCUUCCUCUUUACAUAACACCAGCGAGUGAGUUUGCAUCAUAAUCUAAUGAUGCAGAUUCCUGGCAUGAUUAAAGUUAACUUUGCUUUUUCAUUUCCAUUGGUUAUGUUAUAAAACAAUAUUGAUUCAUACCUUCAGCUGUACAUCGUCCAGUUAUGAUACACACAAGAAGUUUGGAGGGUACUCUAGAAGUGUGGCUCUCGGCUGCAUCUUGAGCAACUCUUGUACUGUACUGCAAGCAGGCCCUUUCCCUGUGAAGAGCCUACUCACAGGUGUCUAUGGUUCUUGAGUGCCCUCCAAACUUCAUGUGUGCAUUAUAAACUCAAUGAUGCACAUUAAAGCACGAAAAAAACAGGCACUCUGAAUGGUUCCUAACUAUCAGCUUAUCAACUGGUUUGUCAGGAGCAGAACAUUACUAGAAUUGUGCAAAUGAGCACAAAUUAAAAAUGCACAAAUUGGAGACAAAUGUUCCAACUGAAGAUAUUAUUUUGUACUCUGAAACGACAAAAACAAUAGAUCUCUUCCUCUGAUCACAUUGAAGUGCAAAAUGCAGUUCACAUCUAGUUCCAGUGAAAGAGAAACAUUGGCUAGUAGAUUUCAUUAUGAAGUUAGUGUGUGGUAUGGCUGUUGAUUUGCACUUGUCAUUAAAACUUUGUGUUUUGACUCACUCUACAGUCAAACCAAAUACCUUAAGACUCAAAAGAUAUACAGCAAUAGUGCACACUAACUUGUCUGAUGAGAAAAAUGUGGUCUGGAAUGUUAACAAGUCAACAAAAAAAAACACCUUGAUUACUGGAAUCAAUAUACUUUGAUUAAUAAUCAAUAACAAUAACGUUUGGCAUCUUUAUUGCCUUGUAAUAAUGACACUCAUUUUUCACAUCAUUGGCACAAGGUGUUCAGAAGCUGAUCCUGCCCUGCUCAGAGAAUUGGGAGGAAGGAGGUUGGAUGCUCUGUGGGAUUUAAUAAGUUAUGGUUCUCAUGCAUCAACAUCUCCAUAAAGGUUUUAAUGGAUGUUUUGCUUUAAUUCAGGCAAAUGCAGGAAGUUGAUAAGUAGCCAGUACAAAACUUGAUAUGAUACAUUGGCAGACAGGGAACGCACUGACAGAGAAACCAUUAAAGAUAUAAGCGAUAACACGGA
Molecule: messenger RNA, 2252 nt
Organism: Orbicella faveolata
Lineage: Eukaryota; Metazoa; Cnidaria; Anthozoa; Scleractinia; Merulinidae
Product: bis(5'-nucleosyl)-tetraphosphatase [asymmetrical]-like
Biological process (GO): ATP biosynthetic process; AMP biosynthetic process
Molecular function (GO): bis(5'-nucleosyl)-tetraphosphatase (asymmetrical) activity
Source: RefSeq, a predicted model, not a curated record